This is a messenger RNA of Aureobasidium pullulans EXF-150, 1308 nucleotides long. RefSeq names its product P-loop containing nucleoside triphosphate hydrolase protein. Gene Ontology annotation, cellular component: catalytic step 2 spliceosome; intracellular anatomical structure. NCBI's taxonomy places the organism in Eukaryota, Fungi, Ascomycota, Dothideomycetes, Dothideales, Saccotheciaceae. Gene Ontology annotation, molecular function: RNA binding. The transcript is spliced from 2 exons. The coding region runs from base 1 to 1308 and encodes 435 amino acids. The record is from RefSeq and is a predicted model, not a curated record.
AUGCAGAAUCGUAUUUUCGAACCUACGCCGCCAAAGGUACGCAAAGUCGUUCUGGCCACCAAUAUUGCUGAGACAAGUUUGACGAUCGAUAACAUUGUCUAUGUCAUCGAUCCUGGAUAUGUCAAGGAGAACCGAUAUACCCCCGCCACCAACAUGGAGAGUCUGGUAGCGGUGCCAAUCUCGCGCGCCUCUGCGAAUCAGCGUGCAGGAAGAGCAGGUCGUACCGGGCCCGGUAAAUGCUUCCGUCUCUACACAAAAUGGGCCUUCUACAACGAUCUACCAGAAUCGACUACUCCCGAGAUUCAGAGAACUAACCUCACAAGUGUGGUAUUGCUUCUGAAAUCGCUUGGUAUCAAUGAUUUGCUCAAUUUCGAGUUCCUGGAUCCGCCAUCACCAGAUAUGCUCAUCAGAUCGCUGGAACAGCUGUACGCCUUGGGGGCACUGAACGAUAAAGGAGAACUUACCCGCGUUGGUCGUCAAAUGGCCGAGUUCCCUACAGAUCCCUUGCUGGCGAAAGCAAUUCUCGCAGCGGACAAAGAGGGAUGCGUUGAAGAAGUAUUAUCUAUCGUCUCCAUGCUUGGUGAAGCAAGUGCACUGUUUUAUCGACCAAAAGAUAAGAAGACGCAAGCAGACACCACCAGAGAACGCUUCACUGUCAAGGAUGGUGGUGAUCACCUUACGUAUCUCAACAUCUGGAACCAAUGGGUGGACUCUGACUUCUCCCAAGUUUGGGCAAAGGAGAACUUCCUCCAACAACGAAGUCUCACGCGCGCCAGAGAUGUGCGUGAUCAGCUGGCAAAGCUUUGCGACCGUGUUGAAGUUACAGUGAGCUCAUGUGGAGCAAGCAACAUCCCACCAAUCCUCAAGGCCCUCACUGCGGGCUUCUUCCCCAAUGCGGCACGCAUCCAAAGAGGAGGAGACAGUUACCGUACUGUCAAGAACAACCAAACGACUUGGUUGCAUCCUUCAUCUGUGCUGGCCGCGACCGGAAACCGCCCCAAGUGGACCAUCUACCACGAACUCGUUCUCACCAGCAAGGAGUUCAUGCGAUCAUGCUUCCCACUCCAGCCAGAGUGGCUGUCAGAAGUUGCGCCACAUUAUUACAAACCCAAGGAUUCAAAACUUCCACGCGCUAACUUCAUACGAAGAGAACUAUCGCCUCAUCAGUCCCGCAAACGCAGAUGCGCUGAUCAUCAUCGAAUACCGCAAGAAGACUCCGGAGGAAUUGAGGAAGAUCAACUAUCAAGGGUUCAACAACCUCAAUCACCAAUACUGUGCUCUACUGGUCACUCACCCCAGCAAGGGUAA